This is a messenger RNA of Larimichthys crocea (large yellow croaker), 3325 nucleotides long. RefSeq names its product FOS like 2, AP-1 transcription factor subunit (gene fosl2). The transcript has 4 exons. The coding region runs from base 848 to 1894 and encodes 348 amino acids. Gene Ontology annotation, cellular component: nucleus. The record is from RefSeq and is a predicted model, not a curated record. Gene Ontology annotation, biological process: regulation of transcription by RNA polymerase II. NCBI's taxonomy places the organism in Eukaryota, Metazoa, Chordata, Actinopteri, Sciaenidae. Gene Ontology annotation, molecular function: RNA polymerase II cis-regulatory region sequence-specific DNA binding; DNA-binding transcription factor activity, RNA polymerase II-specific.
ACAAAUAGUGAACUCCACAGCAGGCACUGACGUCCGAAUCAAAAAUAUACUUCUUCAGACACGUUUUAGUUGUUUUAACUGAAUCCACGCUCUCCGCUUUCAUCUCGAGUGUCCACUGAGCGAAGGAUGGUCACAGCGGAUCCUUCUUUUACACUGCCUUAUCCAGAAACGACCCCUCCCUGGGUGAAGUCGCAACGCCCUGACGUGACGUAGGCUGUUUCGUUGGUGUUGAAAAGCCGUUGCAGUUCUUCAUAGUGCCAUUGAAGUGAGUCAUCUCUAGGAAGUGUGGUGAAAAGGAAAAGAAAAAAAAAAAAGUUAGAACUGUUCCGUGAACAGCAGAGAGCUCAGAGAGAGUGUGUAGUAGGCAAGGCGACGGAAAAUAUUCAGAAAUUCAGCCAGGCAAUAGGUUUUAAAGCGAAUGUUAACCUGCGUGAGUCACUCUGUAAAUACAGGUUCACUUUGUCUCAACUGGAUUUGACUGCUGGAGGUGUGCUGCUGACUUUAGGUUGAAGUUUGCGCACCUGAGAGGAUCUCUAAUAGUGUAGUAUAGAUCUACCUGCAGCUCAGAGGUAAUAAAGGCACAAUAAGAAGUCGCCUUUACAAGCAGGGCUAACACACAAGAAUAUAUUUGUUCUAACUGGUAACGUCUGUGAGAUGUUUUAGGUUAGUUUAGAGGAGCGUAACUGCACUUUUGUCUUUGCCAAACUCUUUUCUGGAUAUCCUAAAAGAAAAAAAAAAACGACGAGUCAGAGGAUUUUCCUGUUGGUGCCUUUCAUUGCGAGGAUUUAAAAAAAAAAGAGGUUUCAGAGCUCAAAUCGUCUACUGAAACCUCACUCUUUCCUGGAUCAUGUACCAGGACUACUCCGGGAACUACGACACCUCGUCCCGCGGCAGCAGCACCUCUCCGGCCCAGCCAGAGUCCUUCACAAGCGGCAGCAGCACGAUCGGAAGUCCGAUCUCUACCUCAAACUACCAGAAGUACAGGGUCGACAUGCCCGGCUCCAACAGUGCCUUCAUACCCACAAUCAAUGCAAUCACGACCAGCCAAGACCUACAGUGGAUGGUACAGCCCACCGUCAUCACCUCCAUGUCUAACCCUUACCCCCGCUCCCACCCAUAUGGCCAUCACCUAACCAAUGGGCCGGGUUUGUUGGGGCACAACACCCUGGCUCGGCCCGGGGUCAUCCGCUCCAUUGGGGAUGCCAGGGGCAGACGCAAGAGGGAUGAACAGCUCACCCCGGAGGAAGAGGAGAAAAGGAGGGUGAGGCGUGAGAGGAAUAAGUUAGCCGCCGCCAAGUGCCGCAACCGCAGACGAGAGCUCACUGAGAUGCUGCAAGGGGAGACUGAGAAGCUGGAAGAAGAGAAAGCAGACCUGCAGAAGGAGAUCGAGACCCUGCAAAAGGAGAAAGACAAGCUGGAGUUCAUGCUGGUUGCCCACAAUCCCGUGUGCAAGCUCCCCAUCGAGGAGCGCCACCAGUCAUCAGGGCACCAGCAGCACCAGCAGCAGUGUGGCCCCCUCCCCCUGACCAUGCGCUCCAAUUUAGGUACCCGGGCUCAAAUGAACCAGGUGGUAGUGAAGCAAGAGCCAGUGGACGACGAGGAGAGGGUGGGUAAGCCGCAGCGCUCCGUCAUCAAGCCCAUCUGCCUGGGUGGUGGUGGGAUCGUCGGCGGGAUGUACUGCACAGAUGACAGCCUGAACACGCCAGUGGUGGCGGCUUCCACCCCGGCCGCCACACCUAAUGCCCCAAGCCUCAUAUUCACCUACCCGAGCAUGCUGGAGCCCGACAGCCCCUCACCUUCUUCUGAGUCCUGCUCCAAGGCCCACCGGCGCAGCAGCAGCAGUGGCGACCAAUCCUCAGACUCCCUCAACUCGCCCACUCUCCUAGCCCUCUGAGCGAGGGCUCGGCUUGGCGUAGCUGAAAAAAUGAACACUGUGGCUGAAGGCAAGCAUGAGGAUCAACUGCGCCCACCCCCAUCCUUUGUCUUUUAAAGACCAAGAGCACAUUCAACAGUCCAGACCAAGCUGACCAUGUGAGCCGUUUCCCCGUCUGCAGGGAGACCCACAAGGGCUACGCCAUGUGUUUCUUCUUGUUCUGCUUCAGUGUACAUUUUUUUUAUUUUGUAAAAGUUUGUGCACCAAUCCUAAGAAGUGUCACCCCUUCGCCAUUUCAACUCCAGAGUGUCAUCUUGUUUACUGAGCAGACAAUUCUGAAGAAAAACAAGCCUAAAAUUGGCAGUUGUGAGUUGAUGUGACUAAACUAGAGAGCACGUUCUUAAUAUAUUUUUUUGAAAAUGUUUAAAAAGCCAUGUGGCCGACACUUGCACUCCGCCAAGACGAAUCAAUAAAUCACUAAACGAGGUCAACGUUCUACUGGAAUUUCUGAGGAGAGAAAGAGACAAUAAGCAAAGACUUCCCUCAGUGUAUUUUCCAUCUAGAUUUGUCCUUUCGUAACUUGGACCUCGAUUCAGGAAUUGCUACUUAGAGUGUAUACCCAUUUCUAACGCUAUUUCCAUCUCUUUAAUUGUAUUUAUGGCCUGUGCUGAUUAAAUUUUACAAAGUGUUUUGUUGAGACAUUGUCCUCUCCCUAAUCUGCCUGUAGAAAAGCAAAAUGGUCAACGAAAGGGUGACCAAAGCACUCCUCAGUGUUGCAAAGGAUACGAGCCAACUUUCAAUCAAUGACUAGUUCCUCAAUACUCUAUACCUUCUAUUUUGCCAUAGUGGCUUGACUUUACAGUAGUAUUGGUGUGCUUUUCCUCAGUGAUUCUGUACCUGAACUUUGUUGAACAUGUUUAUGACAAAGUGUAUGUGAUUUACAUUGAUGUCAGGGAUAUCUCUCAUGUGUAGUAGAACCCCCCAUCGUGAAGAACGUUGCAGGACUGCAGGCUGUUGUAUGGUCUAGCCAAAGUGUUGCAGAGGUGGUACUAUAUGUGAAGGGACAAUACACUUCUUCGCUUCAUUGUGUCACAUCAAGAAAAGGUUUGUCUUUGUUGCUCAGACGUUUCAAAGACGACAUCAAAGUUUGGACAAAGCCCUCCUCAACUGGAUUCCAUGCUCCUUUCUUUGUUUCUUGCAUUCUCUAAAUAAAAGGUCUAACCUUUUUCAACACUGCCUCUCAGGGCAGGUCAGGUUUCAAAAAGCCAAAAAGGUUUGUAUGACACAUGUAAUCCUGUAAUUCGUCCAUCUUUGUCUAAAAGGAGGGAUUUUGCUCAAAUUUUAAAAAGCCACUGUGGUCUAGACUGUCGCCAGCUGCCAAUGAUGUCAACCCUGUUUAUACUGUGUUUGUAAAUCUGUCACUUUUAGUAAAGAAAUGAUGUUUAAAUUGAA